UUUUUUUUUUUCCCUUUUUUUUUUUUUUUACUCCCUUCAAAAAAACUUUUCUUUUUAUAUCAAACAUGUCUGGUGGUAAAUCUGGUGGAAAGUCUGCUUCUGGCUCCAAGUCUCAAACUCGUUCAGCUAAGGCUGGUCUCCAAUUCCCCGUUGGUCGUAUCCAUCGUCUCUUGCGUCGUGGAAACUAUGCCCAACGUGUUGGUGCUGGUGCUCCCGUCUACCUCGCUGCUGUCCUCGAAUACCUCGCUGCUGAAAUUCUCGAAUUAGCCGGUAACGCUGCUCGUGAUAACAAGAAGUCUCGUAUCAUCCCCCGUCAUCUUCAAUUAGCUAUCCGUAACGAUGAAGAAUUAAACAAGUUGCUUGGUCACGUCACUAUCGCUCAAGGUGGUGUCCUCCCCAACAUCCAUGCCUCUCUUUUACCUACCAAGUCCAAGAAGGCCGGUGCUUCUCAAGAACUUUAAAUUUGCUCCAAAAAAAA
Messenger RNA from Mucor mucedo, 478 nucleotides. RefSeq names its product histone H2A. Gene Ontology annotation, molecular function: protein heterodimerization activity; structural constituent of chromatin; DNA binding. The record is from RefSeq and is a predicted model, not a curated record. Gene Ontology annotation, cellular component: nucleosome. Lineage: Eukaryota; Fungi; Mucoromycota; Mucoromycetes; Mucorales; Mucoraceae. The transcript has a single exon. The coding region runs from base 66 to 461 and encodes 131 amino acids.